This is a messenger RNA of Anopheles moucheti, 2603 nucleotides long. RefSeq lists its product as uncharacterized. The transcript is spliced from 5 exons. NCBI's taxonomy places the organism in Eukaryota, Metazoa, Arthropoda, Insecta, Diptera, Culicidae. The record is from RefSeq and is a predicted model, not a curated record. The coding region runs from base 452 to 1534 and encodes 360 amino acids.
UCAUCCGCGCGAUCAUUGCACUCGCCCGCUUGUGUGGCUUUCGUUUUACAGUGUGCGUGUCAAAGUGCGUGUCAUCUAGCGAUUGAGGCACCGGUUAAGUGCGUACAGGUUUCAGGUCAGCUUACGGCGUCAGCUUUUCGACGAUUCAUUGGGCCAAACGCCCGUCACACUGACGUCACAAAACGUUGCAGCAAUUCGCUCGCAAAGUAAAGCAAGGCUGUGAAGUGACUGUUGUGUGACCUGUGCAUUAUCCCGCGAGAAGAGGGACCGACGUCACCGAAAAUUUGAUCCACCCACGGAAACGUUUGUACAGGUGCAUCACAAGAAGGUGUUCGGGAAGGGCGAGAUAUAGGAGAUUAAAUCAAUACCCUUCUAUCGCUAUCUGUGCCUUUUCGAGUGGUGGUAUUAUCGAUUGAUAACGCUUAAAGCCGACAGUUCAAGCCGAAUCAUCAUGAGACAAAUCGGAAUGGAGAUCGAAGACCCGCUGAAGCGGAUACAGGAGGAGAUCAAUGAGGUGACGCGCCGGGAGCAGGAACUACGCGAAGGUCACCGGACGGAUCCGAGCGAAAGGAACGGGCUGGACCUGAACGAUGACAAUCAUUCGACGGGCAACUCGGACGAUUCGGGGCUCUCCCUAUCGCCCACACCGGUGCACUCGCCCUCGGUGUCCAACCUGAAGGACAAACUCGAGCAGAAUGGCAAGGAGUCGCACCAACGGCGCGAGGAGGAGCAACAACGCCGGGCAUUCAUUUUACCGAACCCGAAAGCACUGACACGGGCCCGUUCCACGCCGCAGCUUUUCCACACCUCGACGCCGCCGAGACGCUUCAACCCGAAUCCGAACCAUCGCGGCAUCAUGCAGAAGUUCAUCGCUUCACGCGGACGGCUCAGUAAGCUGGCCGCAAACGGUGCCCAAUCCGGUCCGGUUGCGAACGUGCCGCAGAUGAUGACAACCGUAGCCAGCACGAAAGCAGAUCCGAUCGUGCCCUCGGUCGAUCUGAACCGUUCGCAUUUGAUGAUUCUGCCGACGGCCAUCUCGACACCGCCUGCGAUUGAACGCGACUCCAAUGGUAAACCUAUCCGGCGUGGUUACGUUCCGGUCGAGGAAAAGAUCCAACGUGAGCUGCGUGAUCUUAAGACGCGCGAAUGCGAACUGAAACGGAUCCGCAAGCUUAACCGGAACGCAUCGCAGUCGGAUCUGUUGGACAUGAACUAUGAUGCUUUCGAAUCGAGUGAGGAAUUGUCGGACGAAGAUAAUACGGACGAACCGAUCUAUCCGCUGGCGAGCAAGCUUCGGUCAACCAAAUCAAUUAGCGAACUCUGUGACGCCCUGACCAACUCUAGUCUUUCGCCGAGGGAAACUCCUUCACCAUUGUUUGAAAGUCGCUCGCGAAUGGGCAAUGGAUGCGGUGGAGGAAUGCGACCGGCAAUGUCCUUGGCCCAGCUGUGCGAUCUUGACCCGCAGGAAGCACCUUCGUCGCACAAACUGAUCGCUCAAUGGGAAAGUCUGAUUCAACAGAAACAGCAACGAUAGAGAAGCAGUGAGCAUGUGGUUUUUUUUGGCAGGCAUCCCGAACGGGGAGAUCGCCUAAAAUACUACCGAAUGGGCUAAAGAAAAAUUGCCUAUCCGAUAUGAAAAGUUAACUAAUUUAAUGUGAUUUUUGUUUUUGUUUGGUUGGUUCUAAUUGCCUACUUCAAGAAAACAACCAAUCGUAACGAUAUAGUGGGACAGGUUUUUUACGCUUCCUUUUUUUACUUUGUUUCUCCUUUUUUCGCUUCCAUCUAUUAUGGUUUAAAGUCGCACUUCAAACAACAGUUGCUUAAAAGAUUUUGCUUCAAAUUGGUUGUGUUUUACGCAGGAUAACCAUCUCUUCUGGAUUAAUUUAUUUGUUACUUAUCAGAAAUUGCAUUACCCAUGUUGUGAGACGCUGGUUGUCAAGAAGCAAGUUUUCUAGGAAAGCAAAACAUAUUUUAUAGCGUUUGGUUUACUUUUGAAGAACAUACAAAAAAUUGUUAAACAAAACAAAUCAAUGAAAUAUGAAUUCGUAAGCAGCAACAAAACGUUUAAAAUGUCAUUCGACAGGUAUGUGUGCGAACGUGUGUGUGUUCUAUAAACAUGAACUGCGAUGAUUGUGGAGGUUUUAUAUAUUUAGCUUGAACGCUUGCAACAACAUACUUCCGAUCAGACUCGUGCUAGAACGUAUGAAAAUAGGCUCAAACUUAUCAUAAGACCGUAGUCGCUAGGGGCUUGUAUUAUAUACUAUACAUGUUAUAUGUUAGCAGUAUGCAGCAAUGGUAUACAUAUAUUAAGGAUCGUUUAUAAACCAACCUGCAUAAGGAUGGCAACUGCACGGUACGGUUUGCUAGCAGCAUGCCAAGCAGGCCGAAAUAGGUUCGCUAGUAGUGUCGAAUCAUUAACAAACGGUAGGCAUUUUUUAUUCUUCAGCGAGAUUAUUUAGCGUCCGUGUCCGUCGGGGAUGUAUCCUAACGAUAUAUGCAUAAUGAGUUUGUAUUUAUGUGUUUUCUUUUGCUUUCCAUUACUGAAUAGUCGAUUUGCUACAAAUGGACAUAUUCAUGAAAGGAAAAUAAAAUAAAUUUAUUGA